UGCUUCGCCACCAUGUCAUCCCACAAUCCAUUCCGAGAUCCUGCGCGCUUGCGGCCUUCGUCGUCGUCGUCGUCGAUAUCGUCAACAACGCUACCUCCGUCACUGCCACCGAAAUCUCAACCCAACAAUCCACACCCAGAGCCAUCCAGUCCUGCCGCUGCAUCCACUUCAUCACCUACUAGCAGAAGCGCAGUAAACCCGAAUAACUCGAGCGUCAGUCUGCCUUCGCAGCCAAGUGAAGAACUGCGGCCAGAUCCAACAGGUCUCACAGAGGACUUACCGCCUGCGUAUACGCCUGGACCAAAUGUCUACCAAGGAGAAAGCACAGUGGAGUUUGGUCCAGCAAGACCGUUUCAGCGACCACCACGCUCACAACCAUCACCUCAGCUCCAGCCUCAGCCUGUGCUCUUGCAACCCACUCCGACUGGCUGGUCAACAUCAUCAUCAAUAUCACAGAAUCAUUAUACUGGCCGACCACCUUCGUUGCUGCAACAGUUAACCGGUCAGAUAGUGUCCCAGCUGACUGGCGCUAGUAGCAACGGCAGUUAUUCCCGUUACCAAAGUCCUUCUUGGUCGGGUUAUCCUGGACAACAAACGCACAAUACCACCCCAUCGCUUCUGCCCCGGCCGUCAUCUGCUGCUGGCAGGUUCGCGCCUCCGCCCGGGCCACCACCUCAUGAUGCCCCACCAUUACCUGCUCGACGUAAUCCUAUUUCUGCAGGUGGCCACGAGCCUCCCCAGGGUCCACCCCCUAGCUCAGGUCCAUCGUCACCUCACUCUGGUCCUCCGCCUGCCCCCUCGCAGGCCCGAAAUGACGGUCGUCCAACUACUACGCCAGUUCCUGGUCAUCCUCUUCUAAAUAAUCACCGUCUCCUCGUGUAUCCAACUGGAUUUGAAUGCGAUAAAUGUAGAAAUACGGGAUACAAACAGAACGAUCCUUCUCAUCCGUGCCGCAAGUGCUGGGCCAAGUAUUCCAAGCCCUUUACUGGGGCACUCACAUACACCGAUUUUUCACCAGAAUCUAGGGCGACUGGAAAUUUCCAGCGCCCGCUUCCUUCGUAUCAUAGUCCACAGUCAUCAUCUAAUUUUCGUCCUGCGCCUCCUAACUUGGGAUACCAGCCAUCGUAUAUUACGCCACACCGCGGCUUCCUACCUCCACCUAGACCUAUGGUUACGCAGUUGAAUGGUUUCAAUCAGGCUCCUCGAGGCUCAGUUGUGUAUCCCACGGGUGACCCUCGAAUAGGAGGAAGAUUAUGUUGGCGGUGCGAAGGAAGUGGGCUAAUUUCUUUUUUGUUUCUGGAGGAUAAUUGUCCAGUCUGUGGAGGAAUCGGAAGGACAUUCAACUAAGCCUGCGUAGGAAUAUCAACGCUGUAGCACCACCUGUAGCCCGUCUUAUUCAUGACGCCUGUAUUGAUUACUGCACUGUUAAUUAUAGGUUAUCGCAUUUAUGAUUCGCCCACAGCUUCUACAGUAUAUCGGACGUCGAUUUGUCCCAUUUGGAUCCAUCGUCGAAUGCCUAGGUAUCAUUAUGAUAGCAAUAAUAGGUGACGAUGGACCUUUGCGGGACGAGUUUAGAUGAGGAGAAGCGUGCUCUGUCCUGCAAGUGGAAGUCGACUCGAGAGGCCUACCAACAGU
Molecule: messenger RNA, 1635 nt
Organism: Guyanagaster necrorhizus
Lineage: Eukaryota; Fungi; Basidiomycota; Agaricomycetes; Agaricales; Physalacriaceae
Exons: 2
Coding region: 13-1347 (444 amino acids)
Cellular component (GO): cytoplasm
Source: RefSeq, a predicted model, not a curated record